Plasmodium fragile is the source of this 2601-nucleotide messenger RNA. RefSeq lists its product as uncharacterized. The transcript has a single exon. Gene Ontology annotation, molecular function: mRNA 3'-UTR binding; poly(U) RNA binding; poly(A) binding. The coding region runs from base 1 to 2601 and encodes 866 amino acids. NCBI's taxonomy places the organism in Eukaryota, Apicomplexa, Aconoidasida, Haemosporida, Plasmodiidae. The record is from RefSeq and is a predicted model, not a curated record. Gene Ontology annotation, cellular component: ribonucleoprotein complex; cytosol; nucleus.
AUGCUGGCCACUGGAACGAACAUCAUGCACCCAAGCUUUUCCACCGCCUCCCUAUAUGUGGGGGAUUUGAACGAGGAUGUGACCGAGGCAGUCCUGUAUGAAAUUUUCAACACAGUCGGACAUGUGUCGUCCAUAAGAGUAUGUCGAGAUAGCGUAACAAGAAAAUCAUUGGGUUAUGCAUAUGUGAAUUAUCACAAUUUAGCAGAUGCAGAGAGAGCACUGGACACAUUGAAUUAUACAAAUAUAAAAGGACAACCAGCUAGACUUAUGUGGAGUCACAGAGAUCCAUCUUUAAGAAAAAGUGGUGCUGGUAAUAUAUUUGUGAAAAACUUGGACAAGUCAAUUGAUAAUAAGGCCCUAUUUGAUACCUUCAGUAUGUUUGGAAAUAUUUUAUCCUGCAAGGUAGCAACAGAUGAAUUUGGUAAAAGCAAAAGCUAUGGUUUUGUUCAUUAUGAAGAUGAAGAGAGUGCAAAGGAAGCUAUUGAAAAGGUUAAUGGAAUUCAAUUAGGAUCUAAGAAUGUGUAUGUGGGUCAUUUUAUUAAAAAAUCUGAGCGAGCUACUAACGAUACCAAGUUUACCAAUCUGUAUGUGAAGAAUUUCCCCGAUAGUGUUACCGAGACACACUUGAAACAGCUGUUUAGCCCAUAUGGAGAAAUCACUUCCAUGAUUGUGAAGACAGAUAAUAAGAACAGGAAAUUUUGCUUCAUCAAUUAUGCUGCUUCGGAGAGUGCAAAAAAUGCUAUGGAAAAUUUGAACGGGAAAAAGAUUACGGAGGAUGGGCAGAUAGAUCUUACGUACGAUGCGAAGAAGGAAGAAGGAGAGAGUGGAAGCGGUGCAGAUGCUAAUGGAGUAGCAGGUGAAGGAGCAGCAGGCGAUGCGAAGGGAGACAAUAACAAAGCUGCUACUACUGCUGCUGCUGCUACUGGUGAUGGUGCCAAAAGUGGUGAAGAAAUUGACGGCGCAGCUAACACCACAGCGGCCACGUCUGAAUCUGCCAAGGGGAAAGAUGGUACCAAUGCAGAAUAUGAUGAUAAGGCUAAUGCAGCAUCAGGGGAAACUUCAACAGACGCAGCUGCUAACGCGAAGGAUGAUGCAGGAAGUACUAGUGGAGCAAAUGCAACCUCGCAAGGAGAAGGCGCAAAUGGAAUUAGUAAAAAGGAAAGUGGUUCAGAGAACGCAGACAGUCCUAACAUUUUAUAUGUAGGCCCUCAUCAGUCUAGAGCCAGAAGACAUGCCAUUCUGAAGGCCAAAUUCGAUAACCUUAACAUGGAGAAUAAGAACAAACACCAGGGUGUAAAUCUGUAUAUAAAAAAUUUGGACGAUGCGAUUGAUGACCAAACGUUGAAGGAAUUAUUUGAACCAUAUGGAACAAUCACAUCGGCGAAGGUCAUGAGAGACGACAAGGAACAAAGCAAAGGGUUCGGUUUUGUCUGCUUCGCUUUACAAGAAGAAGCAAACAAAGCAGUGACAGAAAUGCACCUGAAAAUUAUUAAUGGAAAGCCGCUGUAUGUUGGAUUAGCAGAAAAGAGAGAACAAAGAUUAUCUCGACUACAACAACGAUUCCGUAUGCACCCCAUAAGACACCACAUGAACAAUGCAUUAAAUUCUCCCAUGCAGUACCCAAAUCCACAGUCCCCACAGUUGCAGUUUAAUCAGAACACAUUAAAUUAUGGAAGACCAGUGUUAACUCCAUUUAACCAAAAUAAUCUCAUUUCGUGGAGACACCAACAAGCGGCACAACAACAAGUAGUUCACCAACAGGCAGCUCAACAACAGCUAAAUUUUAAUGCAAAUUUAAGAGGACAAAUGAACCAGAUGAGAUUCUACGCACAAGGAGGAGCAAACAUGUUGAAUAACAGCAUGAAUCAAAAUAAGGUGAAUUCGCAACUACACCCAGGACACCAAUAUCCUAAUGCAUUAGGGCAAGCAAAUCCACAGCAACAAAAUUUAAAUGCACCAGGACAACACAACAAUAACCAACCUAUGCAACAACAGCCAGGAAAUAACCAAAUGAUAAAUAAUAACAUGAGAAAUAUGAACAGCAGAGCUAGCCGAAAUAUGGGAGGUGGAAAUAUGGGUAAUAUGUCGAAUCAGAAACAGCUACCCCUCAACAUGGUAGGAAAACAGAACACUGCGCAAGCCAAUCAGAUGAACCACCAAGGACCACCUCCACCACAACAACCACAGACUCAACAACAGACUCCACAGCAGCAGACACAACAAAAGUCAGCUCAACAAAUGCAACAACAGGUACCUCCAAAUGGAAAUUUUAAAUUCACAUCACAAGCAAGAAACCGUAUGGAAAUGCCAAACAAAAAUGCAAAUAAAGUUAACCCAAUUAAUAACAUGAAUGUAAACUUUAACAACAACUCUACUUUAACCGCUGCUGCUCUGGCAUCUGCACCUCCAUCCAUGCAGAAGCAAGUUUUGGGUGAAAAUUUAUUCCCCCUGGUUGCGAACUACCACCCUACUCUAGCUGGAAAAAUUACAGGAAUGAUGUUGGAGAUGGACAACUCCGAGUUGCUAAUUUUGCUCGAAAAUGAAGAGCAGUUGAAGAAGAAAAUUGACGAGGCGCUUGUCGUGCUGCAGAAGGCUAAGUAG